GCAACAAUAAGCAGGACGGAGAGAGAGAAACAAUCAGACUGUUGAAUAGAGCAGAGAAAAAAACGGAGCGAGAGAGAGAGAGAGAGAAAAGGAGAGUGGGGGGUGAGGAGCACAAGACCUGCUGAUUUUCAGAGGAAAAGAAAAAGCGUGGGGGGAGAGACAGAGAGAGAGAGAGAGAGUGAGAGGGAGUGAGAGGGAGUGAGAGAGCGAGAGAGAGAGAGAGAGAGAGAGAGAGAGAGAGAGAGAGAGGAGACUGGAGGAGAAAAGGAAGCGCAUUUCUUCUGUGUGCGUGUUCUAAAGCCUGAGCUGGAAUUUUUACUAAAAAUCGCAGAGGAACGAAGAACCGAGGAACCAGAGCUGGAGGAACACUGAUGUACAGCAAAGCGACCCACAUUACUGACAACAUGAGGAGAGAGACACCCAAACAGCACAGAUUCAAGAAGGCAGAAGAGGCUUUAACUACGACUGCCAGCGUGUCAGCUUAGAGAGAGAGAAAGAUAGAGAGAGAGAGAUAGAGAGAGAGAGAGACAGAGGGAGAGAGAGAGAGAGAGAGAGAGAGAGACAGAGACAGAGAGAGAGACAGAGAGAGAGAGAGAGAGAGAGAGGGAGAGAGAGUAGAGAAGGUAGAGCAGCCAGUCGGCUCCAGCCAACACAACUCAGAGCUGAGCAAAGAGCAGAAGCGGAGGAGGAGCAGAAGAUCUGGUCCAGCAGAAGAACCUCAGAGAACCAAAUAAAAAAACAACACAGCACCACGGCUGAGGUCUUGAGGUCUGGAGGACAGAGAAGAGAGAGAAAAGGAAGAAAGGUAGAGAAAGAGAGAGAGAGAGAGAGAGAGAGGUGAGGUGAAGGUAGAGAGUGCCUCAGUGCCUCAGAGAGAGAGAGAGAGGGCUGGGGUGUUUUCCCCUCUCUCUCUCGCCCCGUGUGUCCGGCAGGCUGGCUGGGACGGUCAUGGCCUUCACCUUCGCGGCCUUCUGCUACAUGCUAACGCUAGUGCUGUGUGCUGCGCUCAUCUUCUUUGUCAUCUGGCAGAUUAUCGCGUUCGAUGAGCUACGAACGGACUUUAAAAACCCCAUCGACCAGAGCAACCCCACCAGAGCGAGGGAGAGAAUCCUGAACAUCGAGAGGAUCUGCAACCUGCUGCGGAGGCUGGUGGUUCCUGAAUAUUCCAUCCACGGACUGUUCUGCCUGAUGUUCAUGUGUGCGGGCGAGUGGGUCACUCUGGGCCUCAACAUCCCUCUGCUCUUCUAUCACCUGUGGAGGUUCUUCCACCGACCAGCAGACGGGUCAGAGGUGAUGUACGAUCCGGUUAGCGUGAUGAACGCAGACAUUCUGAACUACUGCCAAAAAGAGUCCUGGUGCAAACUGGGCUUCUACCUGCUGUCCUUCUUCUACUACCUGUACAGCAUGGUGUAUGCUCUGGUCAGCUUCUAAUGGAUGAGUCCAGAUGAGAGAAAGAAAGAAAGAUCUACAGAGAGGAAAUGGAAAAGCGACAAACCCGCCCUCCUCUCUCUCUCAUCCUCCUGCUUCUCCAGCUCAGAGCACUUCAGUUCCACCACCAGAGGAACAACAGAGGAACUGAACCACACACUCACACACACACACACACACACACACACACACACACACACACAGAGAGAACAUCUACUCACUCACUGCAUUUACAGACAGGAGGACGAGAGAGAGAAAGAGACAGAGAGAGAGAAAGAGAGAGAGAGAGACAGAGAGAGAGACAAGGAGAGAGAGAGACAGAGAGAGAGACAGAGAGACAAAGAGAGAGCGACAGGAGAGAGAG
This is a messenger RNA of Pygocentrus nattereri (red-bellied piranha), 1792 nucleotides long. It is a transcript of the gene cnih2, whose product is annotated as cornichon family AMPA receptor auxiliary protein 2. The transcript has 7 exons. Gene Ontology annotation, biological process: vesicle-mediated transport; regulation of AMPA receptor activity. Bases 949 to 1431 code for a protein of 160 amino acids. The record is from RefSeq and is a predicted model, not a curated record. Gene Ontology annotation, cellular component: synapse; dendrite. Lineage: Eukaryota; Metazoa; Chordata; Actinopteri; Characiformes; Serrasalmidae.